Neospora caninum is the source of this 2115-nucleotide messenger RNA. RefSeq lists its product as hypothetical. Gene Ontology annotation, molecular function: AMP binding; acetyl-CoA synthetase activity. Lineage: Eukaryota; Apicomplexa; Conoidasida; Eucoccidiorida; Sarcocystidae. Bases 1 to 2115 code for a protein of 704 amino acids. The record is from RefSeq and is a predicted model, not a curated record. The transcript has 15 exons.
AUGCAGACAGACAAGAACUCCAAGGAGGGAGGCUCCAUACAGGUGGAAGGUGGGCGCUGCGGCGAAUCGGCAGUGGAGAAUGAUGAUGCCUGUCAGUACACUCCGUUGACUUCUCCUCCAGUGGAAGUGGCGGAAGAAGCAGCUAACGAGGUGGAGAAGGUCUCUUCGUCGUUGCCAGUCAACGAGAAAUACAAGGAAACGUACGAGCAUAUGUACUGGCGCAGCUUACAUGAUGCAGAUUCCUUCUGGCGAGAGCAAGCGACGGAGAUUUUACGAUGGACUUCGCCGUUCACGAAAGUGUUCCACGGCCAGAUGGAAGACGGGAAUAUCUCCUGGUUCCUGAACGGGAAGCUCAAUGUGUGCGAUAACUGCGUAGAUCGGUGGGCAGAGAAGUUCCCCAACCGCGUGGCUUUGAUCUGCGAGGGCGAUGACCCUGAGCAGAGCCGCACAAUCACUUACCGCAAGUUGCUUCGCAAGGUUUGUCAGUUCGCGAAUAUGCUCAAACGGUUGGGCGUUCGCAAGGGCGACGUCGUGAGCAUCUACCUCCCUAUGGGACCGGAAAUCGUCUACUCGAUGCUGGCGUGUGCCCGGAUAGGCGCCGUCCAUAGCGUGAUUUUUGCGGGGUUCGCAGCAAGCAGCUUGGCCGAGAGAAUCCACGACGCACAGAGUCGCAUUUUAAUCACGGCGGAUCAUGGUUCGAGAGGUGGGAAGACAAUCUAUUUGAAGGACAUCGCAGAUGAAGCCCUGGAGAUGUGUCCUGCGGUUCGACACCUUGUCGUCUUUCGGUGCAAAGGGGAGCCUUUGAAGAAGUGGGUUGAGGGCAGAGACAUCUGGGGCGACGACUUGGUGUCGCAAAUGCAACCGUACUGCCCCCUCGAGGUGAUGGACAGCGAGGAUCCAUUGUUCAUUCUGUACACGUCGGGAUCUACCGGAAAACCGAAAGGGUUGUGCCACAGCACAGCAGGCUAUCUGCUCUACGCUGCGCUCACGCACAAGUUCGUCUUCGACUACCACCCUGGCGACGUCUACGCCUGUGUGGCAGACUGCGGGUGGAUCACGGGCCACUCGUACGUCGUCUACGGCCCUCUGUGUAACGGCGCGACGACGCUUCUCUUCCAGUCCAUCCCAAAUUACCCGGACCCAGGCAGGUACUGGCAGAUGAUCGAGAAGUGGAAGGUGACCCAGUUCUACACAGCCCCGACUGCCCUUCGAGCUCUGAUGCGCUUUGGCGACAGCUGGCCACAAAAGUACGAGCUGUCAAGUUUGCGCGUGCUCGGAUCUGUCGGCGAGCCAAUAAAUCCAGAAGCCUGGCGGUGGUACGCGAGCGUCAUCGGCCAAAAUCGCUGCUCAAUUGUCGACACGUACUGGCAAACGGAGACUGGAGGCCAUGUGUUGACGCCGAUCCCGGGAGCGACAGUGACCAAGCCGGGGUCCGCGACUCUCCCUUUCUUCGGCAUCGACCCUGUCGUCCUCGACCCUGUCACCGGCAAAGAGAAGACGGGAAACAACGUGUGCGGUGUGCUGUGUCUUCGCCGCCCGUGGCCAGGAAUGGCCCGGACUGUGCACGGCGCGCAUCUCCGUAUGAUGAGCACCUACUACUGGCCCUACAGAGGCUACUUUUUCACCGGCGAUGGCGUUUUCAGAGAUGCAGACGGCUAUUACUGGAUAACGGGCCGAGUUGACGACACCCUCAAUGUCUCAGGUCACCGUCUCACAACUGCGGAGAUCGAGCACGCGCUUGUGCAGCACGAAGACGUUGCCGAGGCGGCGGUCGUUGGAGUUCCCCAUGAAGUGAAAGGCUCAGGAAUCUUUUGUUUCACCGUUCUCAAGGAAAACGUGCCGGUUCGGCCGCAGCUCGAGGAUGAGCUGAAGCGAGUCGUCCGAAAGUACAUUGGUCCCAUUGCGACGCCCGACUACAUUUUGAUUGCCCAAGAUCUUCCCAAGACAAAGAGUGGAAAAAUCCUGCGUCGUAUUCUGCGAAAAAUCGCAGCCUUGGAGACUGACGACUUCGGCGACACAAGCACUCUGGUCAACCCCCACUGUCUCGAUACCCUCAUUGAAGCGGCGAAGCGGUCGCGGGAGGGGACGCUUGCGGUCAAGGCUCAAAGUGCGUAG